Molecule: messenger RNA, 1080 nt
Organism: Cyclocybe aegerita
Lineage: Eukaryota; Fungi; Basidiomycota; Agaricomycetes; Agaricales; Hemipholiotaceae
Source: the annotation of a GenBank genome assembly
AUGACAGCUGGAGGCCUGACCGACGAGCGGCAGCCGCUGCUUGGCCAAGUAAACCCACCUGAAGACGGCGUACUUCAAGAAGUCGAACACGGGAAGGUCGAAGAAGAGACCGUGGAGGUGGCAGAGCUUACCUGGAGGUGGUAUGCGUUCUACGGGGCGCUGCUGGUAGCGGGACUCGUGGCCUUGACCUUGCUCAUCAAGGGAUUCAUCGAUGCAGGGGAUAAGGAUUUCGAUCUGAAAGGGGCGUUGAAGAGUGCUCUUGGAGGUGGCCUCAGUGGUGCUGCAGCGAUGGUUCUCCAAGUUCUGACCCUCAUGCCUCUGCGCACCGUCAUGAACUACCAAUACCGCUUCGGUACCACACUUAGGCAGGCCACCCAAACCCUCUACGCGGACGGCGGCUGGACACGGUACUACCAAGGCCUCAGUGCUGCCCUCGUCCAAGGCCCUGUAUCGCGGUUCGGGGACACCGCUGCCAACGCAGGGAUUCUCGCCCUUCUCGCCUCGAACACAUACAUGAAGAAGCUUCCUUCCUUCGUCCAAACAGCCUUCGCCUCUCUCGCCGCUGCGGCGUACAGGAUGAUCCUGACCCCGAUCGACACCGUGAAGACGACUCUGCAGACGCAGGGGAAACCCGGAAUCAGGAUCCUCCGGAGUAGGAUCAAGAGGUACGGUAUUGGCACUCUCUGGUAUGGAGCACUCGCAACAGCCGCGGCUACUUUCGCUGGCCACUACCCAUGGUUCGGCACCUACAACUAUCUUGAGGAGAAGCUCCCAAAGGCCGAUACGACGUUCGAGAAACUCUCUCGACGCGCUUUCAUCGGGUUCGUCGCCUCUAUCGCCUCUGACACGGUGUCCAACUCGCUCCGAGUCUUGAAGACGUACCGCCAGGUCAACGAGACGCGUAUCGGGUACACUGCGGCAGCGCGGGCUGUCAUUGCCGUGGAUGGCGUGAAAGGGCUGUUUGGACGCGGUCUGAAGACGAGGAUAUUGGCCAAUGGACUCCAGGGCCUGAUGUUUUCCGUUCUUUGGCGGUUCUUCAUGGAUCUGUGGGAGGAGAGGUCCAAGGCCAAGAUAGACUAG